Molecule: messenger RNA, 3443 nt
Organism: Hansenula anomala
Lineage: Eukaryota; Fungi; Ascomycota; Saccharomycetes; Phaffomycetales; Wickerhamomycetaceae
Gene: SRO77
Product: putative Rab GTPase-binding protein SRO77
Exons: 2
Coding region: 1-3006 (1001 amino acids)
Biological process (GO): regulation of protein secretion; regulation of exocytosis; establishment of cell polarity
Cellular component (GO): cytoplasm; plasma membrane
Molecular function (GO): syntaxin binding; GTPase activator activity; myosin II binding
Source: RefSeq, a predicted model, not a curated record
AUGUUCAAGAGCAGAAAACUCAAAAGCGUGACUAACGCUAUCAAGACUGUCGGAACAAACGACUUGUCUGCUGGUCUUAAUUCCAAAUCCUUUGCCCUUGAUGAUCUGUGUAGAUAUGGGAUGUCUGGAAGGCCAGUUGGUAUCGCAUUUGACCCUGUUCAGAGCUUGCUAGCUAUAUCUACAGAUCUUGGUGAAAUUCAUGUAUAUGGCCAGCAACAAGUGGAGGUUGUUUUCAUGUUGAAUUCUGAUAUUCCAAUAACCAAUUUAAGAUUUGUUAAAGGUAUCUAUUUGGUAGCUGUUGAUGCAAGAAGUACAAUCAUGGUGUUCUCAAUCUAUUCCAAGAAAAUGUUAUCCACAUUUUCACCUCCAGAUAAGGUCACCGCAAUGGAAACUGAUCCUUCAUUAGAUUGGUUGUUGUUGGGGCUGCAAAAUGGGACAAUCUAUGCUUAUGAUAUAGAUAGAGGAAAUAUCACACCAUUCAAAAUCGACAACCUACAAAAAAAGGUAUUACCAAAAGAGAGACUAUCGCCUGUUGUCUCAAUUCAGUGGAACCCAAGAGAUAUUGGAACAAUACUUGUUGGUUAUUCUAACUGUGCUGUUAUUUAUUCAUUAAGUACAGGUGAGUUGAGACUCAGUUUCCGCUAUGAAGUUCCAAAAGGUGCUCCUGGUGGUAAUAACAUAAUGGCUUCCACUACUCGUUAUCCAAAUUUAACACAUGCAUUAUAUCAUCCUAAUUCACUAAAUAUAUUAACUGCUCAUCAAGAUGGGUCAUUGGUAUUCUGGGAUGCAUUGACGGGUGAACAACUCCAUGCUAGAUCUUUAUUUGAUAUUGAUAUUAAUGUUCCCCAAGGGUUUGCACCAACACAAGAAGGUGUAAUUAACACGGAGUUUUUGAAAAUUUCAUGGUUGUGUGAAGAUAAUCCAGAUAUUACCUCUCUAGUGAUAGCAGGUGGUGAUGGUCCUUCGCAUGAAGGAAUUCAUAAUUUGAGCGUAUUGAACUUUGGUAUGUCUCCUAAAUACUCAAUAACUUCUUAUGAAAAAAUGGGUAAAUACUAUGCAGAACCAAAACAGCAACGGUUUUUGCCAAUUCAAAACCGCUCAUCAGUUAUUGAUUUUUUACCAUUAGCUCAAUCAUCACCAUAUUUUCAUGGGAAUCAUAACCCAAAUUUCAUUGUUGCACUUUUAGAAUCUGGCGAAAUUGAAACAUUGGCAUACCCUAAAGGGAUCCUCAACUACAAAUCAUCAUUGUUUCCUCAAAGUAUAGCAUGGGUACAUCCACAUACAACUUACACUACUGCCACACCAGUUCCUAGAAAACAAUGGCUUGGAAUGAUUGGAAAAUCUACAAAGAGAGAAAAUAUUUUGAAAGGUGGUUAUCCUGUUAAGAAACCGCUUAGAGCCAACGAAGUUCGAUCUGCUUUAGCGACGGGUCAUAGUAAUGGGUCAGUCAGAAUAUGGGAUGCUUCACAUGCUGAAUUAGAUGAAUCAUCAGUUAUGGAGGUCAAUGUUUCAUCAGCGUUGAACACUAUAACAAAUGUGGCUGUUGACAACAUUUCGUUUGCAGGUGAAACUGCCGAAUUAGCUGUUGCUACGAUAGGAGGUGAUGUUGCGCUAUUUAAAUUUGAUAUCAACAGAAGAUAUAACCCAAAGAUUGGUGACAUUGAGCAAGAUUUGUCAAGGUUAUCAUUACAAGAAGAAACUAGACUGAUGGUUGACCUAUCCAGCAGAACACCAAAUAUUAAAGAAGGUUUUUUGCCCGUCGUUGCAAUUCAUGCGAAAAGAGGCAAAGUUACUGCACUACGUAACAGUAAUAUUGGAUUUGUCGCAAUGGCAUAUGAAACUGGUGAUUUGAUCAUUGUUGAUAGAAGAGGUCCUGCUAUCAUUUUUGAACAGAAUAUAACCCAUUAUUCCCAAGUUGGUAGCUCAUGUAUUACUUCUCUUGAAUUUUCAAUCAUGGUUUCUGGUGAUGAUGGAUAUUCCAGUAUUUUAUUAUUUGCUGGUACUGAUAAAGGUGAAGUUUUAACUUUCAAACUUUUACCAGAAUCAUCUGGCAGAUUCUCAGUGAAAGUUGCAGAUAUUGUUCAAACCAACAACUAUCCUAUAAUCAAUAUAGCACCUUCCAAAACUGAAACAGGAGCACCAGCUUUUGCAACGUUUGAGCAAUUUCAUCAAUUGUCAAGUGGCAUUCUUGUUCAAGGGUCAGUAGUUGUUACAUCAACUUCUGACAUCAGAAUCUUUACACCUGGAAAGGCAAAGUUGACCCACAAGAUUUCCAAUGUACCAAUCUCAAGAUCGGGUAUUUCCAUUAUUUCUGUGAAACAACCAAGUGCAAGUAAACCUUAUGGUGCAGUAUUACAAGUGUUGCUACAAACAGGUACCGUAAAAGUUCUUUCCUUGCCGGAAUUGAAGGAAAUUAGCUCUUUGCUUUUACCAUACCCAGUGGAUCCACACUUUAUCAAAUUCAGCAGCAUACUACCUUCAGGAGAUGCUGUUAUUCGUAUAGGAAGAUCAGAGGCUGGAUUAGUCAAUAUUGCUGGAGAGGGAAUCAAAGCAGCUCAAUUACAAUCAGAUAAGCUAUACAAUGACAAAUUGAAAAUUCCUUAUCGUCCACAAGUUGGUGCGCUACAAUGGGCAAAAGGUACACAAUUGGUUUCAUAUGAAGACCUUGAUGUGCUUAUUGGUGGUGAGAGAAGACCAAAACCUAAGAACCCUGAAUCUGAAAUUGCCAAUGGUAACAUGACUUACGAUGUCAAGGGUUCGAAAAACAAUAGUACUGAACAGCUAACUGAUGAAGAUUUUUCUUAUGCUAAGCCGGUUCGCAAGAGAACUCAAGGUGGCUAUGAUCCAACACGCUCUAUUGUAAGAGCAUUUCAAAAUAGUUAUGAGACUGCAGAGGAAAGUUUCAAUGAUUAUGCCAAUAAUGCAAGUCAAAAUAUGAAUGAAUCGAUUGGUGAAGCCAAGAACGAUUUAAUGAAGACAAUGUUGAAAUCAAAAUUUGGCUUUUGAUUUUGUAUAAACAUUUAAUAUCAUAGUGAUUUUGAACUACACUUUAAUGUAGGAUUGAAUUUCAUAGCUAUAUCAUCAAAACAAUCAAUCUAAAUCUAAAUCACCAGAAUCAAUAUUAUCAUCUGGGGUAGUUUGAUCUCUAUUGUUGUCGUUAUUGGUUGCAUUAGUGGUACCUUGACGAUCAUUUGUGUGAGAGACAACUUCACCGUUUGGACCAGUUGUAAUUGUAGUAAAAAUAACUUCACCAUUUGCACCUGGAGAAGGAGAUCCGUUAUUACGAGCACUAUUCAUAGCAAAUCUUAUUGCAGGUCCAAUUGUAUUUCUCAAUCCCUCUGGAAGAGAAUUUUGUAUCAAAUCUGCAAUGUUAUGGGGUUGUUGUUGAUUUUGUAUGUUGGCUUCAGGUAUUGAACUUUCAGGAUCUUGUGUUGGAUCGUUUG